Pangasianodon hypophthalmus (striped catfish) is the source of this 1135-nucleotide messenger RNA. Its product is annotated as nuclear body protein SP140-like protein. Bases 1 to 558 code for a protein of 185 amino acids. Gene Ontology annotation, molecular function: protein binding; DNA binding; DNA-binding transcription factor activity, RNA polymerase II-specific. The transcript has 6 exons. NCBI's taxonomy places the organism in Eukaryota, Metazoa, Chordata, Actinopteri, Siluriformes, Pangasiidae. Gene Ontology annotation, biological process: regulation of transcription by RNA polymerase II. The record is from RefSeq and is a predicted model, not a curated record. Gene Ontology annotation, cellular component: nucleus.
AUGACGUCGGGGUCACUCAGUAAGAGCAUCCGCACAGAGGAGCGCUGGUUCACUCCUGAGGAGUUUGUAAAGCAGGAGUUAACGCUGAAAGACGGACACUGGAGGAAAGAUAUACUGUGUCAUGGCAAAACCCUUAACUACCUGGUGAAGGUAAUGUGUGGCUGGAUGUGCACUUUCUGUGUAAUAAAGACUAAUCAAGAAUUGCGGACUCCCAUGAGCAGGGAAGAUGCUUUGAACAGCCCUGUUUUGGGAAACAUGCACUGUGAGUAUUUGCUGUUGCGUCUGUAUAUGGAGGACGCACGGUGUGUGGUUACUGAUGACCCUACCACAAACGACGAGAGCUACACCAGUGUGAUCUGCAAGCCCAUGUGGUUGGACAAGGUGAAGACCAAACUACAGGAUAAUGAGUAUAAAACAGUGAGCGAGUUUGUGCAUGACAUCAGGCUCAUCUUUAAUAUCUGCCAUACUUUUAACAGGGAUAAUAAGUCUGGCAGGAUGGGAACCAUAAUGGAAAAGAUGUUUGAGAAGGAGUUUAACACCAUCUUUAAAAUCCAGUAGCAUUUCUGCAUCUUACUGGAAAAUUUGUAAACCAAAGUCAAAUACUGAUGUUAAUUUUUGCAUUGCCACAAUCUCAUAACAUAUAAAGUUAUAAAAUGAUAGCAUCUGACUAUUUAAGUGAACUUGUUAUCUUCUAUAAUCUUAUUAAUGUUUUAGGAUACAGUCUUUUAGUGAGUCAGAGCCUCAAUAUUAUGGAACAGUUAAUAUUUAAAACUCAGAUACUUCAACUGUAAAAUCCAGGCUAAAAAAUAUAUAUAUUUUAUUAUAUUCUAUCUUUUAGUGUACAGCUUUAUGACUCUGCAUACUUUUAUUAUUCCACAAAUUGACCCUGCUUAUCAUUUUGGAUUUGGUGACCUGUGUUCUAUUAAAAGCUGGUUUACCUGCAAUUGCAUCCAAUUGCAUCCUCUGUUACAUAACAGCACUUCUUUUACAAUAUAGUUAUACAUUGUGUGAUCUAAUUUGUUUUAAAUGGCAUGCUCUAAUUCUUAAAAUAUAUUUACUUUAAUAAUGUAGAACUUUAAAAGACAAUCUGAAGUGAAAAUUGAUUCUUUGAUUGUUUUCUUUGUUUGCUCGUGCU